CUACGUAUCGCACCUCGCACUCCCCAGUCCACCGACGCAACAGAGAUCGUGUCCGAGCGACUUUUCAUUCGACACCCUGCGCCGAACACUCUUUGCACCGAUUACAUGCGCCUGGACGCCCGCUCCGUUGCUGCGACACCAUGACGUUAGCUUCCUCAACUUCCUCGCAAUCGCCUCUGCUUGUGAUGGCGCCGGACGAGAAGAAGGGUGGACUCCUUGCGGCCCUGAACCUUAGCCCACAAAUUACCUCAUACUUCAUCGCUGGCGGUGUUGCAGGCGCCGCGUCGCGCACGGUGGUGAGCCCGCUGGAACGGUUGAAGAUCAUACAACAAGUACAGCCACAGAAUGCAGAUGGGCAAUACACGGGAGUUUGGAGAAGUCUGGUUCGAAUGUGGAAGGAAGAGGGAUUCAAGGGAUUCAUGAGGGGAAACGGGAUCAACUGCCUACGGAUCAUACCCUAUAGUGCCGUUCAGUUUACGACCUAUGAGCAACUGAAGAAGUGGUUCACAGCCAGCGGUAACAGACAGCUAGAUACCCCGACACGCCUUCUGAGUGGUGCACUAGCUGGUAUCACGUCUGUGUGUUCAACGUAUCCGCUAGACCUUGUGCGUUCCAGGCUAUCCAUCGCGACGGCAUCAAUUCCAGUACAGGCUUCUGCGCCACGGACAGCGACGUCUGGACAGCCUGCACUCGCAUCGGCGUACCAUACAUCAGCCACCACCUCUGCCGCAAAACCCGUUGCCACGACCUUCUCGAAAGCUGAGCUCACGAUGUGGGGAAUGACCUUGAAGGUAGUGCGCGAAGAGGGAGGGGUCAGAGCGCUAUACCGCGGCCUGAUUCCGACUGCCAUGGGUGUGGCUCCCUACGUCGGUAUUAAUUUUGCAGCGUACGAAGCUCUGCGUGGCGCCAUGACUCCACCUGGCAAAAGCAGCGUACCGCGGAAACUGGCGUGCGGCGCAUUGGCAGGCUCCGUCUCGCAGUCUCUGACCUAUCCAUUUGAUGUUUUGCGGCGGAAGAUGCAGGUGACCGGGAUGAACGCCCUUGGGAUCAAGUAUAACGGCGCCUUGGAUGCGCUUCAAAGCAUCAUUCGGACGGAAGGUAUUCGUGGAUUGUACAGAGGACUGUGGCCCAACCUUCUCAAGGUAGCACCGAGUAUUGCCACCUCAUUCUUUACGUAUGAGCUAGUAAAGGAGCUCCUCGGAGCAAGCUGAUUCAUGAUACACGUCACCCACUUGCAGGCUUGCACAUUGAUGAAGCUAGAUAUCGCAACCUACCUUACAGCUCUUUAAAGUCGGAUAUAUAUCGAUAGUUCAUGAAUUUAGACCGACGAACUGUCCUUGUACGGUGUACUACAAGCGUGGAACUGUAGACGAGCAAUCGUUACUCCC
This is a messenger RNA of Phanerochaete carnosa HHB-10118-sp, 1388 nucleotides long. RefSeq lists its product as uncharacterized. The transcript is spliced from 7 exons. Gene Ontology annotation, biological process: transmembrane transport. Bases 141 to 1211 code for a protein of 356 amino acids. Lineage: Eukaryota; Fungi; Basidiomycota; Agaricomycetes; Polyporales; Phanerochaetaceae. The record is from RefSeq and is a predicted model, not a curated record.